CCCCAUUCUCAACAUAUGGGAAGGGAUCCACAAGUGCAUCCUCACCACCAACAGCAGAAUACAACGGUUGUUAUCAACCAGCCCGGUGCACAGAACAACCCAUUAAUGGUUGGAACAAUACAUGGAACCAGAGGAUGGUCAACUGAUCUCUUUGACUGUUUUGGAGAUGUCAACAAUUGUUUGUAUACCGCCUUUUGUUACAGCUGUGCAAUGUAUAGUAUUGCUAUACGCGUCGGAGAAUCUGCCUGCACAAUGUGCUGUGUACCAGCCGUUGAUAUCAACAUAAGAACAAGAAUAAGAACUCUUGGUGGUAUACAGGGUGAUAUGUGUAACGACUGUAUGAUUGUUGCCUUUUGUGCAGCUUGUGCAGCCUGUCAGGAAAACAGAGAGCUACGUGCGAUGGGACUCUAAACCAGUUUGUUCGCGUAU
Molecule: messenger RNA, 429 nt
Organism: Mytilus trossulus (common blue mussel)
Lineage: Eukaryota; Metazoa; Mollusca; Bivalvia; Mytilida; Mytilidae
Product: placenta-specific gene 8 protein-like
Exons: 3
Coding region: 16-411 (131 amino acids)
Source: RefSeq, a predicted model, not a curated record